AUGGCCGAAGAAGGUAAGGUAGGAGAGAAGAAACUCUCUAAGAAACAACUAAAGGCCCAACAAUUCCGUAAGUCCAAGGAAGAAAAGACUACAGACGCCAAAAGGAAGAUAGAAGAAGAAGAGAAAAAAGAGGAAGAGCAACCAAAGAAAAAGAGGAAAACCAGAAGAGGUAAGAAAGGCAAAGGUAAUAAGAAUGCAAGCGGGAACAGAUUCAUAGUGUUUGUUGGUGGCCUCCCAAAAGAUAUUACUGCUUCAGAACUUCAAGUACACUUCAAGAGUAGUGGCCCUGAUGUUAUUAGGUUGAGAGCAGAGAAAGGUAUAGCAUUUUUGGAAUUUGAUGGUGAUAAGGAUAAAACUGGUAUUCAAAGACGUAUGGAUGUUGCCUUACUUCAGAAUAAGACCAUGCUAAAGGAUAGAAGAAUCAAUGUAGAGCUUACUGUUGGUGGUGGUGGAAAUAGUCAAGACAGGCUGGAGAAACUACGUAAGAAGAAUGAAAAGUUUGAAGCUGAAAGACAAGAAAGAAUGGCUAAAUUCAUAAAUAAAUCCACACCAAAAGAUAAGAAAUCUGACUCAGAUACAACAACAACUACCGGUAUUCAUCCUGACAGAGCUAAACUUCUCAAGUAA
This is a messenger RNA of Nakaseomyces glabratus, 627 nucleotides long. RefSeq names its product Nop6p (gene NOP6). The record is from RefSeq and is a predicted model, not a curated record. Gene Ontology annotation, cellular component: nucleolus. NCBI's taxonomy places the organism in Eukaryota, Fungi, Ascomycota, Saccharomycetes, Saccharomycetales, Saccharomycetaceae. Gene Ontology annotation, biological process: ribosomal small subunit biogenesis. Gene Ontology annotation, molecular function: rRNA binding.